Molecule: messenger RNA, 1633 nt
Organism: Thecamonas trahens ATCC 50062
Lineage: Eukaryota; Apusomonadida; Apusomonadidae
Product: N-acetylglucosamine-1-phosphodiester alpha-N-acetylglucosaminidase
Exons: 2
Coding region: 1-1533 (510 amino acids)
Source: RefSeq, a predicted model, not a curated record
AUGCGGGUAGCUGUGGCGCUUGUGUGUUGCAUGGUGUGGAUGGUGGUGUGGGGCUCUGUGGCAGGCAGGGUGGAGGCCGGCAGGGAGGAGGUGCGUGCUGCGUCGUCGCCGCGUGCCGACUACGGCGACAUGCUUCCUGGACCGUACGAGGACGUCAGCGAUGGGGGUACGCGCGGCAACGACGACAACGAUUCUGGAAGUGGCGGACACGGGCCUGGAGUGCCGUAUAACCACACGGUGGAGGUGCUGGCGGCGGCAGGCUUUGAUACGACUGCGGUGGAGCACGCGGCGGCGGUCGAGGGCGGCGACAAGAUGGAGGCCGAGUUUGACGUCGCCACCUUUCACCAUGCGCCGUACUCGUGGCGGGCGGCUUGGCGCGGACAUCGUGUGGUGCUGGACAACCCGGUGAACCACUUUACGAUCCAGGAGCCGAUCGGUGGCUGCCGAGAGGGCUACGGUGGGUCGCGCACGUCGGCCAACGCGCGGGCGCGGCAGUGCAAGGUGGCGACCAACGCCGGGUUCUUCAACACGCAUACGCACGCGUGCCUGGGCAAUCUGGUUGUGGAGGGCAAGGCGGUGCAGAUGCCGAUGAUUCAGAACGUCAACUUUGGCAUCACCACCGACGGGCGGUACGUGGUUGGCUACCUCAACGAGACGAUGGCGGCGAGCUACGAGUGGCACACGCUGGUGGCCGGGGUGGUCUGGCUUGUCCGCGACGGGCAGUCGUUCGUGCGCGUCUCCGAGGCGGCGGAGAACAUGGCAACGCAAGAGUCUGGCGGCGGGUUUGUCGGCCUCCACGCUGCGCGCAUCGCGCUCGGGCACGACGCCAACGGCUCGCUGGUCAUUGUCCACGUCGAGACCGAGCCGGGCAUUGAUCUUUAUGACUUUGCCGACCUGCUGGUCGACAUGGGCGUGGUCAACGCCAUCAACCUCGACGGCGGCGGCUCGGUCUCGCUCUACCAGACCGACACGCUGCGCAACUACGUGACUGACGCGUGCACGCCCGGGUCAGACGACAAGUGCGAGCGGCACGUGACGUCGAUCACGUGCGUCCACGACGCGCCGGUGCCGACACCUUCCCCGCCGCCGCGCCCGCCGCCGCCGAGCCCGCUCGAUCCCAAGCGCGACGCCGUGUGCGCGCUCUACAACUGCGCCGAGCUCCCGGGCCCGCCGGUCGCGCCGGACGGGAGCUCGUGGUCCGCCGCGGCGGUCGUCGGCAUGGUCAUAGCGUUCUCGCUCCUUGCUGCUGCAGUCGGUGCCGGUGCUGGCUGGGCGUCGGCUCGGGCGCGGUCAGCGCCGGGCGCUAGCGACGAACGCGGCGACUUUGGCGAAACGCCGCUGCUGUCGGUGACGCGGGCCGGAGCGCGCUACGACGUUGCUAGCAGCAGCAGCGAGAGUCUCGACCUGCUCGCCGACGUGGGUCCACGAUCGACAUCGUCGCGAUCGGCGUCGGGCAUGGCUGCUGUGCCUCCGCUGCAUGCGCCGCCAUCACCAGUCGGCUCGCUGUCGACAGCAGCCGCAGCAGCCAACUGAUGGCUUGAGCCGGGGUACGCAAACUAAUGCGCAAACUAUUGUGGGCUAUUGAUGGCGGGUCAAACUAUGUCGAAAGCAGAAUAAAAGGACUCGGUCGCUG